Molecule: messenger RNA, 1678 nt
Organism: Malurus melanocephalus (red-backed fairy wren)
Lineage: Eukaryota; Metazoa; Chordata; Aves; Passeriformes; Maluridae
Product: TLC domain-containing protein 5-like
Exons: 3
Coding region: 60-929 (289 amino acids)
Cellular component (GO): membrane
Source: RefSeq, a predicted model, not a curated record
GGAAAAGAGAGCAACAGCACCUCCCCUCUUGUCUGAUCUAGAGUAUUCUCAAUACGGAGAUGAAAACACCCAGCCGAAAUAAAAUCUGGGCGCUCCCCGGAACGUCUCCACCGGGCGAGCCGCGGCUGGGCGGAGGUACCGCACGCCUGUCCCCUUUCCCCCGCCCCGUUCCCCCUUCCCUGCCCGGCUCUGGUCCUGCCCCAGGGCUCCCCGUCCGCCUCCGGGGCAGGAUGGUUCCCAUCGCCCUGGAGGUGGCCGGCAGUUUUGUCACCUGGCUGUGUCUCUACAGCUGCUUCUGCCGCUGCAACCGGCGCCGCUCGAGCAAGUGGAGCUGUCGCCUGGUCACCCUCGUGCACGGGCUCCUUGUCACCUUCCUCUCKGGCUACGUCCUGUUCCUGGAUGGCCCCUGGCCCCUGAGCCAUGCAGGUUCACCCAACACCCCUCUGCAGAUCCACGUGCUGUCCCUGACCUUGGGCUACUUCAUCUUCGACCUGGGCUGGUGCCUCUAUUUCCAGACCGAGGGGGACCUGAUGCUGCUGCACCACACCCUGAGCAUCUGYGGCAUGAUCCUGGUGCUGGGGCUGGGCAAAUCUGCCACUGAGGUGAACGCCGUGGUGUUUGUCAGCGAAAUCACCAACCCCCUGCUGCAGACCCGCUGGUUCCUGCGGGAAAUGGGCUCCUAUCACACUUUCCUGGGAAAAGUGGUGGAUUUCCUCUUCGUGCUSCUGUUCCUGGUGCUGCGGAUCGCGGGAGGAGCGUGGAUCAUGUAUGGGAUGGUGACGUCCCCCGAGCCCAACUGGCUGCUCAAGGCUGGGGGUCUGGCCAUGUACGUGGUGUCCUUGGGGUUCAUGGUUGAAAUUUGUCGUUUUGUAAGGAGGAAAAUGUGGAAAAAAACUCCUUCUCCGGACACGCGGUCUUUGCAGGAGUAGGAAUUUACCUGUGGGAAUUUCUUGGCUGCUCGUUAAUGGGUUGUGGAGGACAAUCCCCUGGGUUUGGGGCCUGGCUGCUGGAGCUUGUACCUGUGAAAAGAACUCCUGAAAUAACAUGGAAUYGCCUUUCUGCUGCCCCUGGAGGAGAUGGAUCAGCACUAGGAACGUGCAAAGGUUGAGAGAAGAGGGAUUUGAGUGCAAACCCAAGGAACCUGACACUGAUCUGCUGUUUUCUCCAGCCAUGGCACARUCUCAAGGAGGGUGGCAAUGCCAGACCCCAUCACAGUUUGUAUGYUCUGUCCUCCUUUCCAAGGUACAUUUGACAGAGUAGAGAACAUCAAAUAUGAAAAAUCCCAUUUUCCUGSUAAYGGCACUGGGUAAGGGGUGUGASCUGGCAAGGAUUUCCUGAGCCUUGSUCUCCUUARYCCUGGAUUUGGACAAUGUGCUUGAGUGAAAGCCUCUGACCAAGACUGGAGUGUAGCAGAGCUGUCCUUUGAGAGCGUGAGGUGAUGGCACUGAGGUGAGGCAAUGUUUUACCUCGCUGUUUUUAAUGACACAUUUCCUUUGUUUUUUUUUAGUUUUAAAUUCUCGCAUUCAGGCAGGUGCUGAUCUCAGAGCAGAGUGAUUUCACUGCGAUUGACUCAGAGUCAUGAAUUAGAUUUAAUAAACUCUGUGAGUAGGUGCUGUCCUAGCCUUGGAUUGCUUAAAAGGAGUAAUCAGGCWUUUUGAGGGAGAGAGAGGAUGRAGRA